AUAUAUUGCCAAAGACGAUGGAAGCAUCUAUACACCGCCUAUAUAAGUCAGACUGAGCACAUCAACAUUCAGUACAGUUGACUUCUACCUCUUUUGGAAGUAAAGCUGUGUUAGCUUUGCUCCCCUUUCACAUACACAAACAAGUACACAACAUGAAGAUUUUUAUGAUCUGCAUCGCUUUUAUGGCUGCUUUAGUAGCAGCUGCUGAUGACGCACCAGUUCAGCGGCGUCGUGUUCAACCGGCAACGACGGACGAAGCGCCCGUGUACCGUCGUCGCGUCCAGCCUGCAGCUGACGAGGCACCCAUCAUCCGCCAUCGUGCCCAGUCUGCCCGUUAUGCCCCUAAAACAUACGACGAGCCUAAGGAUUACCCUAAACCCGAACCAUCUUACCCCGCUAAGCCAGCUGCUGCUCAUUACGAAGAACCAGCAGAGUACAAACCUCCAGCUUACGUUGCGUCUAAACAGCAAGAACCGGACUACACCCAACCUGAACCUGCCUAUCCAGCUAAGCCUGUGUAUCGGCCUCGUCAGCCUGCUUAUCCUAAAGAGCAAACUGAGCCAGAGUAUCCCCGUCCGGCAAUUAGGAAGCCCGCCUACAAGGCUGCUGAACCUGCUCCAUACAAUGCUGACCAGGAACAGGAGGAAACGGAGGUAACAAGAGAGCCGUACAAUUUUGGGUACGCCAUCAAGGACGAAUACGAUGAUUACGGUCGUCAUGAGGAAAGCGAUGGCAAGGUGGUCACUGGAUCUUAUCACGUCGUUUUGCCCGAUGGUCGUAAGCAGACUGUUAAGUACAGGGCUGAUCCCGAAACAGGAUUCACCGCUGAUGUCACUUAUGAGGGCGAAGCCAUUUAUCCCGAGUACAUUGAACCAACUCAAUCACCGUACAAGGCUACCCCUGCCUACCAAGCUGAACCUGCCUACCCUAGACCAUCUUACCCAAAGAAGCCUGAUUAUCCCAGUAGACAAUCGUAUCCUAAAGAGCUAGCUUAUCCCGAGCCAGCUGCUCCAGCUAAGCCAGUUUAUCGCGAGCCUGCUGCUCCAGUUAAACCAGUUUAUCGUGAGCCUGCUACCCCAGCUAAACCCGUUUAUCGUGAGCCAGCUGCCCCAGCUAAACCCGUUUAUCGUGAGCCAGCUGCCCCGUCAAAGACUGCCUACCGUGAGCCAGUCUAUCCCGAGAGAGAAGCUCCAACUAAGCCUGAUUAUCGCGAGCCAACCUACCCCGAGCCAACUGCUCCACCUAAACCCGUUUAUCGCGAGGCAGCUUAUCCCGAACCCACUUACCCAGAGCCUACUUACAAGAGACCAUCGUAUCCUAAACCCGAAUAUCCGAGACCAUCUCAUUCCGGAAGACCAGUUUACCCAAACAGGCCAACUUAUUCCGAGCCAGCUCCAUCAAAGCCAGCCUAUCGCGAACCAGUUUACAAAACCGAACCGAAACCGGAACGAAAACCUGAACCUACUCCAGAGGUAACUACCCAGGAAUACAAACCUACCACAACUACCCCUGCUCCUACUACAACAACAACCACCACACCAGCUCCUACUACUACCACUACUGAAGCUCCUUACACCGAGACAACAUAUCCUGAACCUUCCUACCCUGAAGAAGCCUACCCUACUCGACCACCUUAUCCAGCAGAGCCAACUUACUCCAGACCACCUUACCCGAAGCUUGAAUAUCCCAGCAGACCGUCUUAUCCAGAACCACCAGCCUACACCAGACCUUCCUACCCCGAGCCAGCUUACCCAUCCAGACCCACCUAUCCUUAUCCAGGUGAAGAUCGUCCAGAGCCUUCCUUCCCAGUAUACAGACCCGUUUACCAUCGUCCUGAGCAAGACUCUGCCCCAGAGUACAGGCCCCCUCAACAAUAUACGCCAGUAUGAAUAAUUUAACUCAAAAGUCCAUAAUAAUAAGCCGUCAAUAUGCAUCCUACUAAAAACAGAUAAAAUCAUCUAUAUAUUAUAAUAAGAGACGAUGAGUCGAUCCUUCAUUGUAGUGUGUAAGAAAAAUAUGUGCUUCCUCAUUUUGUAUUCGUGUGAUGCCUUACGAUAUUGAACCAAUAAAAAUGUAUAUCUCCCAAAACCAAAA
Molecule: messenger RNA, 2094 nt
Organism: Daphnia magna
Lineage: Eukaryota; Metazoa; Arthropoda; Branchiopoda; Diplostraca; Daphniidae
Product: adhesive plaque matrix protein
Exons: 3
Coding region: 153-1889 (578 amino acids)
Source: RefSeq, a predicted model, not a curated record